Molecule: messenger RNA, 1555 nt
Organism: Hippocampus zosterae (dwarf seahorse)
Lineage: Eukaryota; Metazoa; Chordata; Actinopteri; Syngnathiformes; Syngnathidae
Product: acetylcholine receptor subunit alpha-like
Exons: 10
Coding region: 176-1555 (459 amino acids)
Biological process (GO): nervous system process; regulation of membrane potential; chemical synaptic transmission
Cellular component (GO): postsynaptic membrane; neuron projection; synapse
Molecular function (GO): acetylcholine-gated monoatomic cation-selective channel activity; transmembrane signaling receptor activity
Source: RefSeq, a predicted model, not a curated record
ACAGACUCAUGCCCUUAGAAACCAGAGCUGCCUUCCUGGCUUCUCAUGACUCGCCUGCAAAGCCAGCCUCCUGCUGCUGCUCGACUUAAACCGCGUGGAGGCCGACGGGAGGCGAUCGUUCCGCUUGCCCUUUUAUCUCAUCUUCGCUUUCUUUUGUGACUAACGUGGAGGAGAUAUGAGGCUGUCAAAGUUUGACACGCUGCUGGUUUGGAUCCUCUGCGCAAUGGCUGGUCGGGCGUGGUGCUCGGAGGACGAGACGCGUCUGGUGAAUCAUUUGUUCAACGGAUACAACAAGGUGGUGCGCCCAGUCAACCAUUUCAGCGAAGCGGUGGUGGUCACCGUGGGACUGCAACUCAUUCAGCUCAUCGAAGUGGAUGAAGUCAACCAGAUUGUGACCAGUAAUGUUCGUCUCAGACAACAAUGGACGGACGUGAACCUGAAAUGGAACCCAGACGAAUACGGUGGCAUCAGAAAGAUCCGAAUCCCUUCCAUGGAUAUUUGGAAGCCUGACUUGGUGCUUUACAACAAUGCCGACGGCGAUUUCGCUAUCAUCCACGAGACCAAAGUGCUGCUGGAGUACACUGGCCAGAUCACGUGGAACCCGCCCGCAAUCUUCAAGAGCUACUGCGAGAUUAUCGUCCUCCAUUUUCCCUUCGACCUGCAGAACUGCAGCAUGAAGCUCGGCACGUGGACGUACGACGGCCUGCUAGUUGUCAUCAAUCCGGACAGCGAUCGUCCGGACCUGAGUAACUUCAUGGAGUCCGGAGAGUGGGUUCUGAAGGACUACCGGAGCUGGAAGCACUGGGUCUACUACACGUGCUGUCCCGACAAGCCCUACCUGGACAUUACUUACCACUUCCUGAUGCUGCGACUGCCGCUCUACUACAUCGUCAACGUCAUCAUACCCUGUAUGCUCUUCUCAUUCCUCACCGGCCUCGUCUUCUAUCUGCCCACGGACUCCGGCGAGAAGAUGACGCUGUCCAUCUCCGUUUUGCUGUCUCUCACUGUGUUCCUGCUUGUCAUCGUGGAGCUCAUUCCGUCCACGUCCAGCGCGGUGCCGCUCAUCGGGAAGUACAUGCUGUUCACCAUGGUUUUCGUCAUCGCCUCCAUCAUCAUCACCGUCAUCGUCAUCAACACGCACCACCGCUCGCCCAGCACGCACACCAUGCCGGCUUGGAUACGCAAGGUAUUCAUCGAAACAAUCCCCAACAUGAUGUUCUUCUCCACCAUGAAGCGUCCUAGCCAGGAGAUUCGGCAGAAGCGAUUGUUUCCCACAGACAUGGACAUCUCCGAUAUCUCAGGUAACCCCACGCCCACCAGCGUCCCCUACCAGUCACCCAUCAUCAAGAACCCUGACGUCCGGAGUGCCAUCGAAGGUGUCAAAUACAUCGCAGAGACCAUGAAGUCGGACGAGGAAUCCAACAAUGCGGCUGAGGAGUGGAAGUUUGUGGCGAUGGUUUUGGAUCACAUCCUCCUGUGCAUCUUCAUGGCAGUGUGCAUCAUCGGCACGCUUGCCGUAUUCGCCGGCCGACUCGUUGAGCUCAACACGCUGUAA